Coffea arabica (coffee) is the source of this 665-nucleotide messenger RNA. Lineage: Eukaryota; Viridiplantae; Streptophyta; Magnoliopsida; Gentianales; Rubiaceae. The record is from RefSeq and is a predicted model, not a curated record.
CUUCAAGAAGGGGGUGCUACUCCAGCUCCAGAAGCAUUUAGGAAUUGCCUGGAUGGAGAAUCCUCUUCUUGUUCAUUUGUAAAAGGGAGUACUCAAGAAUCAACUUUCAUUAAACUCCCUCUGCCCCCAGAAUCAAUUCAGAGCACUAAGAAUCCACUGGUCUUGAGAAACAAGGCGCCUAGAUGGCAUGAGCAAUUGCAAUGCUGGUGCCUAAAUUUCAAAGGGCGUGUUACUGUGGCCUCUGUCAAGAACUUUCAGCUGGUGGCAGCCAUGAAUCCAUCUGAGAUUAUUCCAGUUGAAGAACAAGAUAAGGUGAUCCUACAAUUUGGAAAGAUUGGAAAGGAUAUCUUUACAAUGGACUAUCGAUACCCCCUCUCUGCCUUCCAGGCCUUCGCAAUCUGUUUAAGCAGCUUUGACACUAAACCAGCAUGCGAGUAGUUGUACCAUCUUGCUUUUUCCAAAGUUAGUUUUUGUGUGUAAAUAUACCAAAGGAAGCCUGUUUGAGCUUCGUCUUUAGAUAGGAUGAUUAUGUGUGAAAAUCCAAACAUUUAUGUUCAGUUUUCAAAUGUAUCUGAUCCUCAAAAGUGUAAGUUAUCGUGAUUUUAUUUCCCAGAAGUCUGUAAUGUUUUCAAAGUUAUUGGAGUCUUACAUUUUUAAUGUUGCAA